CCCCUCUUCCACCUGUAGGUCACGGUGCUGAACGAGGCAAAUUCGGAGGCCAAGGAGGAUGUGCGGAUCGGACGGAGUGAGCCAGGCCAGAAAGUCUUCGUUCACCUGACCAGGCUGAAGGGGGCGGGUAAAGAGAGUCCAGACUGCGCAGACCCUCGAGAACCGGGCGAGAAGAGUGAAGUGUGUGUUUUGGGUCAGUCCUGGGCUUUGACUGUCGAUUUUUCUGUGCAAUGAAGCUGGGACCCUGAAGCGAACAACACAGUACUGACAUAAACCUCAGACGUUUCGGCCUCUUCUUAUGGCCUCCCGGCAGAGAGACUACGAGACCAGCACCUUGAGCCUCCGCCAGGAAGAGGAGGAACAGCCGUCUGGCGGAGACUCACCCCAGUGCAGCCUCUGCCCUCUCCUCGCCGACGAGGACAAGGACACUGGACCGCGUUCUGGGUUCUAUGCUAACUCUAUGGUCCUGGGAUGUCUCCGCCGCAGCCGCCUGUCUCUGAAGUCUCUGCGGGGCUCCGCCUCCGAAAGACCCAUUCCCCACAGUGAACCCCUGAAGCCAGGGGAUGGCGCGGCUUCCGCCUCUGCAGAGGAGCCUUGCGCACAGCCGCACUCCCAAGAAGAUGAUCCAGAGAAUUCUGGAGCCAGGCCUGGCAAGGCCCCAUUGUACUUCGACUGGGUCAGGGGAGUCAUGAUCUGCUGCAUGCUCAACAUCUGGGGCGUCGUCCUCUAUUUGCGGCUGCCUUGGAUCACUGCUCAGGCCGGCAUAGGGCUCACAUGGCUCAGUAUCCUGCUCUGGGCUUCAGUCACUAGUAUCACCGGCCUGUCUAUUGCAGCCAUCUCCACCAACGGCAAAAUCAAGGCUGGUGGCAAGUACUUCCUUAUCUCAGGCAGCCUGGGUCCGGAGCUUGGCGAUUCCAUAGGGAUCAUCUUCGCUUUUGCCAACUCAGUAGCUGUGGCUAUGCACACGGUGGGCUUCGUGGAGACCCUUUCGGAUCUGCCCCUUGAGCAUGAGGUGUAGCUGCUGAACACGGAUCUGGAAAAUGAGUUGCGGGUGGUGGGCAUGGUGAUCUUGACCAUCCUUCUGGGUGUGGCGCUGGCCGGUGUGGAGUGGGAGUCUAAGGCCCAGAUGAUCUUCUUCUUCUUGACCCUCCUCUCUUUUAUCAACUACCGGCUGGGGACACUCCCCCCCCCACACCCCAGGCGACAAGCCACUGGCUUCUUUGGGUACCACGGAAGCGUUUUCUUGGAAAAUAUGGUCCCACAGCGGCGUGGUCCAGGGGGUAGUUUCUUUGGUAUGUUUUCCAUCUUCUUCUCCUCAGCCACUGGGAUACUCCCUGGGACCAAUAUUUCUGGGGACCGCAAGGACCCUGCUACAGCUAUCCCCAAAGGAACCCUCCUUGCCAUCAUGUGGACCACACUUUCCUACCUGGGUGUCUAUGCCAUCAUUGGCUCCUGUAUGAUUCGAGAUGCUUCAGGAAAUAGGACUGACAUGGGUGUGUGGAAUGAGAGCUGCCUGAGGCCAGAGCGCCAGUACAGCUGGGAUUUCAGCAGUUGUCGAGAGGAAGGGUCCUGCCUCCAUGGGCUCUCUAAUCACUACCAGGCCAUGAGCAUGGUGUCUGCCUUCAGACCCCCGACGUCUGCUGGGGUCUUCAGUGCCACUCUGUCCUCUGCCCUUUUCUGCUUUGUUUCAGCCCCCAAAGUCUUCCAGGGGCUGUGCCAGGAUAAACUAUACCUAGUCAUUGGCUUUUUCGGGAAAGGCUAUGUCAAGAACCAUGAACCUCUGCGAGGCUAUCUGUCCACCUUCCUCAUUGCUGUAGGUUUCAUCCUUACUGGUGAGUACUCCUCCUUCGCCCCCUCCUGCUCCAACUUUUUCCUCUGCUCCUAUGCCCUGGUCAACUUUGGCUGUUUCUGUGCCUCCCUUAGCCAGUUGCCUGGCUGGCACCCUUCCUUCCACUGGUAUAGUCCCUGGCUCUCCCUCCUGGGCUCUCUGCUCUGCCUGCUCAUCAUGUUCCUCCUCACUUGGUGGGCAGCACUCAUUGCUGUGUUGCUUAUCCUCCUGCUGCUUCUCUAUACAUUCCACAGGAAACCUGAUGUGAACUGGGGCUCCCAGGUGGGUACUUAUCAUGUGGCGCUGUCCUACUUAGAGAGCCUGACCAAUGUGCAGGACCACGUCAGGAACUUCUGGCCACGGUGCCUGGUGCUAAGUGGCCCCCACCAGCAUCCAACCCUGGUGGAUUUUGUGGGGGACUUCACCAAGAACAUGAGUCUCAUGACCUGUGGGAAUGUGGUCUUGGGUCCCCAAGCCAUUCAAGAGUCUGAGAAUCAUGUCAAUUGAGUAAAUGUCCAGAAGAUUCGUUCAUGCUACACAGUCACAUCUGCCCCCAGGCUACAUUCUGGGGCCCAGAGCCUCAUGCAGGUUGCAGGUUUGGGCCAGCUGAAGCCCAAUUUGCUGGUUUGGGGAUAUAAGCAAAAUUGGCAGGAGGUGCCGAUAUCAGCUGUGAAGGACUAUGUCAGCAUUCUUCAUGAUGCCUUUGACUACAACUAUGGCAUCUGCCUCUUAAGGAUGCAAGGUGGCUUAAGCCUGGCUACCCAACAUCAAGCUCAAGUAUCCUUACACCGGCAGCCUCAAACCUCAUUGCAGUCCAAGCAGGGCCGGUGGACAUUGGACCUGUACGGGCUCUGUGAGGAUGGAGGGCUGACUAUGCUGAUCCCCUAUGUACUGACACACACAAAAAAAUGGGCUCGAUGUCCUGUACGAGUUUUUGUGAGCAGUCCCCCUGAGCAGCUGGAGGAGAAACACAAAGAGUGAGCACUUCACGAAAACCCAAGGUUAUGGCCUAA
Diceros bicornis minor is the source of this 2841-nucleotide messenger RNA. RefSeq names its product solute carrier family 12 member 3-like. Gene Ontology annotation, cellular component: membrane. Gene Ontology annotation, molecular function: sodium:potassium:chloride symporter activity. Lineage: Eukaryota; Metazoa; Chordata; Mammalia; Perissodactyla; Rhinocerotidae. Gene Ontology annotation, biological process: potassium ion homeostasis; cell volume homeostasis; chloride ion homeostasis. The record is from RefSeq and is a predicted model, not a curated record.